CAGGAACAUGGCUACCGGUGUUUAACAUCAGCGGUCCAUUUUAUUUUUUAAAAUACACUUUUGUGACAGUGUAACAUUUGCUGUGCCUCCACGACAGAAGAAAAAAAAGCCUUCGUAGAGUUUAUCAGCGGAGCCGACAGAGCCUCUGAAAACAAAAAGCAGCGUCCUCCUGCUCAUCGGUCACACACAGUCUAUGCUAGGGUGCUGGAGAGGAGGAUUCGGCCGAUAGUCGAACCUCGGAUCCAGGAGGAACAAUGCGGUUUUCGUCCUGGUCGUGGAACACUGGACCAGCUCUACACUCUCUAUAGGGUGCUUGAGGGUUCAUGGGAGUUCUCCCAAGCAGUCCACACGUGUUUUGUGGAUCUGGAGAAAGCGUUCGACCGUGUACCUCGUGGCGUCCUGUGGAGGGUGCUCUGGGAGUAUGGAGUCCGGGGCCCUCUGCUAAGGGCUGUCAGGUCUCUGUACGACCGGAGCAGGAGCUUGGUUCGCAUUGCCGGCAUGUGGGUCAACAUGGCAAGUCCAAGGACCAGAAGAGUUCUGAAGGAAGUGAGAACCCAGGAUGAGAAUAAUCUGUGUUUUGAAUGCGGGGCUUUCAACCCUCAGUGGGUUAGUGUGACCUAUGGCAUCUGGAUUUGUCUUGAGUGCUCUGGUAAGCACAGAGGCCUGGGAGUACAUCUCAGUUUCGUGCGCUCUGUUACCAUGGACAAGUGGAAAGAUAUUGAGCUUGAGAAGAUGAAAGCAGGAGGAAAUGGAAAAUUCCGCUUGUUUCUUGAACUUCAGGAUGAUUAUGAUCCCACCUGGACUUUACAGGAGAAAUACAACAGCAGAGCUGCUGCACUUUUCAGGGACAAGGUUGCAACUUUAGCAGAGGGUAAGGAGUGGUCCAUCGAGACUUCCUCUGCCAGAAACUGGACAUCUCCUCAACCCAAGACAAGCCUUUCAUCCUCUCAUCGGUCCGGUGGACCUGGACAGAACUCGGCAAAGUCUAGCGACAAAGCUUUUGAAGACUGGUUGAGCGACGAUGUUAACUCUUAUCAGAGUGGAGGGGGUUACAGUGGGAAUCAAGAGAAUCGGUAUGUUGGCUUUGGCAACACAGUGACCCCGGAGAAGAAAGAGGAUGACUUCCUGAACAAUGCCAUGUCUUCUAUUUAUUCAGGUUGGAGCAGUUUCACUGUCGGAGCUAGCAAAUUUGCUUCUAUUGCUAAAGAUAAUACAACUAAACUGGCAAACCAGGCAACUUUAAAGGCCACAGAGUUAGGACAGACAUUAAAUGAGAAUGUUAUCAAACCUACCCAAGAAAAGGUGAAAGAUGGCAAAUUGCUAGAUGAAAUGACAGUCAGCAUCUCUGGGCUGGCAAACAAGUUUCAGGGAGCUGGUGCAAAAUUGACUAACCUCUUCUCGGGGAAACCAGAAGAUGGGUCUGCUGGAGAAAGCUAUCAGAACAUGGAUGCCACUGAGGGAUAUCAGGGCAGUUCUAGCCAGCCUGUCUCAAAGGACUUCUGGGAGACCUUUGGCAGCAACAACUCCCUAAAGGCCAAGAAAUCUCCCAGCAGUGACAGCUGGACCAUCGCAGAUAAUUCCGCAAAGAAGAGCUCUGACAGUUGGGACAAUUGGGGCUCCGAGGCAGCGUCCAACAACAAACACAGCACAGAGGAGAGCUGGGAGGCCUGGGACAACAACUGGGAGAACGCGGAUGGUAAGACGAAGAAGAGUCCCACAAAACCUGCUGAGGACACCUGGGAUAAUGCAGACUGGUAGUAACCUCAAACCCAUACAUCUCACCUGUUUCCCUUUUUCUGGCCGUUUCCCUCCCUCUCUCUCUUCUUGUUCAUCUCUCUGGCACUUUCUGGGAAAGAGCUGCGUUCGCUUAGUUCCUGUCAGUCCAUUCAAAAAUAUAUUUAUUAUAAACCCAAGAAACAGUGAAUGAAGGUUAGGUUGAGCUCAUUAUUAAAUAAAUAUUCUUUAAAAAAAUACAAUUAUAUUGACUUGCAGUCGUGUAUAUUAAUGUAAAUAACCUCAAUCACAAGGGAAUUACGAUGAAUCAGUGUGUAGAUAUGAUCAUAAAUUUACAGCCUGGACUCCCCAAAUAUAAUACUCUUAAUGGCGAACAAGUUAGUGUUCAUACUGUAUUAUGGGUUUAAUGAUGCUGGUUUUCAAUUCACCACAUAAAAAUGAAGCAUGAGAUAGAAAAUCUGACUUUGUAAAUAGAAAUCCUUGUACAGUAUGACUGACUAAACACUAAUCACAUUAAUUUCUGUGUUCAGUCAAAUAGACAUCCUCAGCCCCUAGAUCUUUUGCACAUUUUGUGUUUGUACAUUUAAUUUUGGAAAAUAAAUGCUAUAUCAGAUUAAAGGAACAAAUAAUACACUAACAAAUUGGCUACCUUCAAUCAGAAUCUGUGUGGAUAUGUCAGUUUUAAAUGAAGUAACCUAACAUUUAACGUGUUAAGGCUUAAUGACUUUCAUAUUAUAUUUGUUUUUUUUUCUUUUUAUUAAAAUGUGCAAACAGUCAAGGGGUUUAAUCAAUUUAUCAUGUUACUAAGACCAGAAAAUUCUACAACAGGAUACUUAGAGGUAGCUUUAGUGUAAAUGGGUGUAUCACACUGGUGUCAUACAGACAAGCUGAUUUAAAACAUUUUAGGUUAUAUUUUACAUCACUUACAUUUUUAUCAAAAUGGUUGAAUUUAAUUUCAGACAGAUGACAGAAACUCAUUUUGAUUGGUUGAUCCAAUAUUGUGAUUUUACUUUCACUUUUUUCCACCUUCACUGUCACUGUAAUUUCCAUUCAGAUGCUUUCACAGCAAAGGUCUUUGGUGACAGAUAAUUUAUUCUUCGAAGCUCAUCCCAAAAAUCGUAUUAUACUUUAUGCUGCAACAUUUUGCAAAUCAUCACAUAGUUCUUUUUUACUUCAGAGCUGAAAUUAGGAGGGGGAUUUUUAACAUAUUAUGCUUUCUAUUUGUCCAGCUGAUGCUCAGAAACUGUAUGAAAUGGCUCAUAUUGUGAAAGAAACUUGUUGGACAUCAGCAGCUGUUUCAUACGUCAUUUUUCAAUUUUAUUUUAAAGACACAUGUUUGGGUGUUUUAAAUAAUUGGUGUCUAAAGAUUAUAUAUAGUUUAUUGUAGGUGAUUUCACAUAAAUGGUGAUCAUUGCAGGGUUAUAUGCUGUAUGUACUACUACAUGCAAGUUGUGUUUUAAUAACUGGACACAGAUGGGAACUGUAGACAGUAGAUUGUUGUCUGCAUGGUUUUGUAACUGCUGAACCUGUGAGCCUGUAACCUGUGACCCCAGCUGAACUGACAGGUCAUUGUAAAUUUCAUCUCAUGUGACGCAACUCUGUGUGAACUUUUCUCCACAUUCGUGUCAAGUAUCAUUGCACCUUGGUCGUUAAGCAUUGUGAGGAUUUGGUGUCACAGAUAUCUUUACACUUGUAUUAACAUCUGAACUGUGGAGUCAUAUUAAUGAGGCUCAUUAUACGCUGGAUGCUCAGAUGGUAAUAGUUCUCAAAACGCUUGUUAUGAAUUAAUUAAAUCAACCUAGUGCAUCCCUCAGUCCCAAGUCAGAUAAUAGGGCAACUGCUCUUACAGUGUUCAUCGUAAAUGCAAAUGCUCAUGAAAAGCUCAUUGUUUUAACAAGUAGGAAUGUAAUCAGUGUGAAAUUGAAUAUGACGCCUGUUCGUCUGGUCAUCUUAAAAUUUAAAUGAGCUGUUGAGGUUUAGAACAAGGCCAAUUUUGCAGCAACUAACUUCCCCGUGUGGCCUUUAAUUCAUUAUAACAUAGUGUUGCAGCUUUAUCCCACUAUUAACAAAUGUAAAACUGAAAUUGUUUGGACAUGUAAUAACCUGCAGAUGCUCAGUCUCCAUGAGUGAUGCAAAGUUUCAACAGAGUUCUGGCUUUUGUCUAAAUUUGUCUAAAUUGGUUUGAAUUUAGACAAUAGAGCCUGAAGUUAAUGACUAAUAUCAGAAGACAUCUUAACAUGCUUAGUUUGCAUUUAAUUUUUUGAGGCUCGGUGUGUGUGAUCAUUGGCCAGUGGUCCGCAGUAAACAGCUGCUCACAGAGCCAUGUGUCAGUGCAAUAUAGCUGCUGGAUUUUUGUUUGUUAUUAGGGUGUUAUAACAUCUUGCUGUACUUCUAUAUGCGGUUCUCAUUGGUAAAAAAUACAUUUUACUGUCACAGAUUUUGACUAGUGAAGGAUAACUCCUGGGAACUUUCCAUACCCAUUUCCUACCUCUAAGAAGUCUUCAGUUUACUGAUAAGUAUCCAGUAGUUGUCAUGUUUGUUUUGUUUUGUUUUGUUUUGUUUUUUUUUUUCUUUUAGCAUGAUUUUGAUGUAGACCUUAUUAUAGCAGGCUUGGUCUGCUGUUACUCAUUUUGUCUUUGGUAAAGCAGGUGUGUAACAGCAAAGCAGCUAAGAUCGGUCUACAGUGUUGUGUUUUUUUUUGUUGUUUUUUUUGUUGUUUUUUUCAGCGACGAUGUAAAAAAAGCAGAUCACUCCUGAAACGUUUGUGUUGCUUAACCUCUGCAGUCACGUCCUCAUGUGUGGUCAUGUGUUAAAUGCCUUAAAAAGCUGUGUUUGCUUUCUGUUGAUACUAACGUCAUGUUUGCUUGUGUGUCUUUGAUACAGUGAGGUGUACAUGUCAGUAAAUCACCAUCUAAGAUAAUGUCAAAUUAUACAAUGUUAUCCUCAAAUUUAUCUUCUUAUUACUGAAACUUUGUCAGUUUUGUAUUUUUCUUUUUUUUAUUUUAUAAUGAUAUGACAUGAAACAUAUACAUUGCCAGAAAAUAAAUAAAAGACUUUGUGCUGUGAUAUCUCACAGUCAAAAGAAAGGGAAACAAUUGAACAGUUGCUUCUCUGAAAUCUAUAAAAGAGCUUGUAGUUCUGAAAUACUUUAGUUUUACUUUUGGUAAAGGACCUUAUGGGGGAUACUGGUACACUUGAUUCAUGGUAAAAUUGCAGAAUGUGUUAUUGAAUGAAAUACAUCCAGUAGGUAUUGAUAGAAGGUGAUGAUUUUUUUUAAAAACAAACCUUUGUGUAUAUUUUGUAUUUCUUGCCACAUAAUCUGAAUCUAAUUCUAAACUUUAGUUUCCCAGAGCUACAGUUUAGCUCAGUGUCUGUGCCUGUCCAACAUUUGAGAUUGGGUAUGUCCAUGUUUGUUGAUGAAACUGUUAUGUCAGAAAUACUAUUUUUGAUGUCAUGCAUGAGAUGUAACGUGGAGCUAAAUACAUUCAGCUGUUUCUGAUUUUCAAAAGUUGUUUCCUCAGUGAACUGAAACGCAGUUGUUUGCUUGCCCCUUCACGUUUCACCAGCAGCCAUCAUUCGAGGUUAGCCAGUGUUACAUACUCAGUUGAAGCUGUGGAUAUUUUUCCUGUACACAUGGUUUCUGUGUUAAAUAAAAAUGUAUUGUAUUGU
Molecule: messenger RNA, 5403 nt
Organism: Toxotes jaculatrix (banded archerfish)
Lineage: Eukaryota; Metazoa; Chordata; Actinopteri; Toxotidae
Gene: arfgap1
Product: ADP-ribosylation factor GTPase activating protein 1
Exons: 14
Coding region: 499-1758 (419 amino acids)
Biological process (GO): regulation of ARF protein signal transduction; regulation of endocytosis
Cellular component (GO): Golgi membrane
Molecular function (GO): GTPase activator activity
Source: RefSeq, a predicted model, not a curated record